Messenger RNA from Papaver somniferum (opium poppy), 1212 nucleotides. RefSeq names its product zeatin O-glucosyltransferase-like. The coding region runs from base 1 to 1212 and encodes 403 amino acids. The transcript has a single exon. Lineage: Eukaryota; Viridiplantae; Streptophyta; Magnoliopsida; Ranunculales; Papaveraceae. Gene Ontology annotation, molecular function: UDP-glycosyltransferase activity. The record is from RefSeq and is a predicted model, not a curated record.
AUGGAUCAGGAUUCUAAUGAGGAAGCAGCAGCACAUCAAGAAGUUGUGGUAGUGGUGGUUCCGUUACCAUCACAAGGACAUCAAAACCAGUUACUUCACUUUUCUCGACUUUUUUCUACGCAUGGAAUACCGGUAUACUACGUCGGUUCAGCUGUGCACAACCAUCAAGUGAAGACCCGUAUGCAUGGAUGGAACGACUUCUCUGACAACUCCAACUUCCAUUUCCAUGAUUUUCCAACUCCAUUUUACGAUCUCAACCAAAAUGAGCUUCCCGUUUCUCUUGACAAUAUCGUUUCUAGACAUGUCGCGAACAAAUUCCCUUUACACCUUAUUGAAUCCUUAUUUGAGGUCCUUAUAAACCUUGAAGAACCCAUUUCUGAACUACUAAACUCUCUCUCACUGAUUGCUCGACGAGUCGUAGUUGUUCAUGACCCUCUCAUGGCAUUUGUUGCUAAAGAAGCUUCUUCCAUUCCAAAUGGAGAAUCAUAUUGUUUCAAUGUUUGUUCAGCCUUUGGUCUCCUGUAUUUUAAAUGGGUGAGUCUUGGAUGCUCAUAUUCGAUACCUAACAUUCAGACUCUUUGCGAGUACUUAACUGCUGAUGAUCAUCUCUCAAAAAUUGACGGUUCCUUUCCUGACGCCUUUCUGGCGCUUAUUGCUUCACAAAUGGAAUUCCAACAAUUUGAUGUUGGUGAACUUCAUAACACAUGUUAUCCAUUAGAAAGUAAGUUUAUCGAUCUGUUAGGCCAAGAGCCAUUUCUUGCGCAAGACCAUCGGCAGUGGGCAUUAGGUCCAUUGAACGCCGUAACACUCAAUUCAACAGAGAGCUCCGCCGAGUCCCGUCAUGAAUGCUUGGUAUGGCUAAAUAGCCAACCAAAGAAUUCAGUUCUUUAUGUGGCGUUCGGGGCAACAAUAACAUUAUCACACGAAGACAUUAUGGAGCUCGCAACUGGACUUGAGUAUAGUGAACAGAGGUUUAUUUGGGUCUUGAGAGAAACAGAUCGGCCAGACGCUUUUGUUGAUGGCGGCGAAGCUUGCAACAUCGAAUUACCAGAAGGUUAUGAAGAGAGGAUGGAAGGCAUUGGUAUGAUAGUCAGGGAUUGGGCACCACAAAUCGAGAUCUUGGCACACCCAUCAACUGGAGGAUUCUUGAGCCACUGUGGUUGGAACUCAUGCAUGGAGAGUUUUACUAUGGGUGUGCGAGUGGGAAAGUAG